CAGGAGCGCCGUGAGAAGUCCGUGAAGGACGAAGACCCGGCAGAUGCUGCCCGCGCCACGAGUGGCUACAGGGCCGUUGAUCCCAACGCAAGUCAGACUAUGGAGGAGCAGCGUCGUCAAGCUAUGCAGGAGUCCAAGUUCUUGGGUGGUGACAUGGAGCAUACUCAUUUGGUGAAGGGAUUGGAUUAUGCCCUGCUGCAAAAGGUGCGUAGUGACAUGACAGUGCAGCCAAUGCCAGCAGAGAUGGACACUCAGGCACCUGUGGAAAGUAGUCGCCAAUCUGCCCCGGCCCAGGCUGCUGCCCCGGCCCAGCCUGCCGCACCCAGCCAACAAGCGAGCUUGGAAUUCAAAACCAAGUUAGGAAAGAAUAUCCACAAGGCUGUCUUUCAACGUGCGCUGCCCGCCAAGAACGAGCUAUUCCUACCCGGCAGAAUGUGCUACGCUGUUCAGCUUGACGAUGAGUACACAGAGAAUGACGUACCCACCACCAUCAUUCGCAGCAAGGCAGAUUGCCCAAACGUCCAGUCUACCGUCAUGACGACUAACGAUAUUGUCAUUCACAAGCUGACACAGGUCCUGUCUUACCUACGUGGCUCUCGACAUGACAGGAAGAAGAUGAAGCGCAAAGACAAAGGUGGUGAAGACAGACCUAUGGGAAAGCUACCAGGUGCUAGUGAUCCGAUUUUUGCUGAUCUGGACAGUAACUACCAGAGUCUGCCGAGAGACAAGGACAGCGCUGCCAAGCAGGCGCCAUCGCUGCCCAAGUUUGGCAACUACUUUGGCUCGGCACAGCAGCAACAGCAGCAACAGUCGGAAGAGCAGUCAAAGAAAGAGCACAUGAUGGGAGGCCUGUCCAAGGAGCAGCUGGCUGCUGGCUGGGCUGUGGCAGAUCUAGCUCGUCUUCAAGAGCCGAGCACAGCAGCAGGUGCUGCACCUACGGCCAUGGCGCGACCUGAGCAACCUGCAGCACCGGGCGCAGCUGUGGGCACAGCAGCAGCAGCCGCCGCACCCGAGAGUGCCGAAGCAGCGCAGGCCGCCAGUCUCAAGCGCACCAUGCAGAAGGAGGCCAUCAGCGACAGCUACAUGGAAUGCUACCCGGGAGUCGGCGAUGAUGAUGGUGGCUACGACAGCGAGGAAGACGCGGACUUCAGUAAAAUGGAUCGGGGUGCCAAGAAAGGACCACUGAAGCGUUGGGAUUUCGAGAAUGAACAAGAGUAUGCUGCGUACAUGGACAGCCGGGAGGCUAUGCCCAAGGCUGCUUUUCAAUACGGUGUGAAAAUGAAUGCUGGGCGGAAAACGCGUCGUUUCGGAAAGGGUGGAGAGAAAGAUGAGAAGGCGAAAAUUGACAGAGAGUGGAAGAAGAUCUCAAAUAUGCUGGACAAGCGCCAAGGAUCCGGUCAAAGAGACGGGGCACCUGCAGCGAAACGAGCACGGUGAUCAGAUCGGCCUGCGUCGUCUCACAGCAACCAUGUUCUAGUUGACUUUCGGACAUCACUGCUCCGUUGGUGGUUGCAGCUCGGUUGUAGCUGGCAUCUUGAGUGUGCCAGGACUGCUGUGUGGCGCUGCAGCCUUCCAGGCUAGAGCCGUGAUGCGUGCGUUGGGUAUCCUCUCCGUUGGGCAUGGGCUAAUGGCAAUGCGGUGGCAUUUACCGUCCAGGAAGUGCUGUACAUAGACACUGGUGACCUCUUCCUGUACGUACAUAUUGCUGCAGUACACGGCCUGCCCAUCUUGUGCACGAAGUGCUGCAUUUUCAAUGCAGCCCGCAGCACUGCUGUGUUUAUGUGGAGGCACCGAUUGUCACACUUGGUGUUUACACUAGGUCCGUGUCAAUGUCGGGCUUUUCUUUACACUGCCACACACGUGUGCAGUCGCUGUGGAAUGUUGGCUUUGAACACCUCUUACCAGCUGAGAGUAAUGCUGCAGUGAACCAAAUUCGUCCAGCCCUGUGAAGUUUGAACUCACACAAUAGUACUUUUGUAUUCCCCCUCACUGGUUUGCCACAUAUUUACACGUAUGAUAAUUAUACAUACUUUGCAACUAGUGUAUAACCUUAGUUA
Sycon ciliatum is the source of this 2057-nucleotide messenger RNA. RefSeq names its product protein Red-like. The transcript has 17 exons. Bases 100 to 1437 code for a protein of 445 amino acids. Gene Ontology annotation, biological process: mRNA splicing, via spliceosome. NCBI's taxonomy places the organism in Eukaryota, Metazoa, Porifera, Calcarea, Leucosolenida, Sycettidae. Gene Ontology annotation, cellular component: nucleus. The record is from RefSeq and is a predicted model, not a curated record.